This is a messenger RNA of Suricata suricatta (meerkat), 1683 nucleotides long. RefSeq names its product zinc finger imprinted 2 (gene ZIM2). Bases 1 to 1683 code for a protein of 560 amino acids. The record is from RefSeq and is a predicted model, not a curated record. Gene Ontology annotation, biological process: negative regulation of transcription by RNA polymerase II. The transcript is spliced from 5 exons. NCBI's taxonomy places the organism in Eukaryota, Metazoa, Chordata, Mammalia, Carnivora, Herpestidae. Gene Ontology annotation, molecular function: DNA-binding transcription repressor activity, RNA polymerase II-specific.
AUGGUGCACAUGACCGAGGUUCUGGAUAUCUUGAAGAAUCCUCAGCUCUUCCACCUACGUGAUCAAGAAGAGAAUCCAGAAACCAUCCCCAUAAGAAAUGCGGGGGCUCCGAAAGCUUCUCAUCAAACGUUUAGUCAUUUUCAGUAUCUUUCAGUGACUGGGCCUCACCCAGCUCUGAGCCAAAUCCAGGAGCUCUGCUGCCUGUGGCUGCAGCCAGGGACCCACACCAAGGAGGAGACGAUGGAGCGACUGGUGCUGGAACAGUUUCUGAACACCCUGCCGGAGGCGGUGCGGACGUGGGUGAGGUCCAGACAGCCCAAGAACAGCAAGGAGGCAGCAGCCCUGGUGGCCAGUUUGAUGCAAGCGUGUGGGGAGAAAGGUUUCCCUGCUCAGGACUUCGUCCUUGCCGAAGAGAGGAACACCAGAGAACAAAGGAAGGACACAGAGAUGUCUGAAAACCCCUUGUCUGCUGGACCCCAGGAGCUGGUAACUUUCCAGGAUGUGGCUGUGGACUUCAGCCCAGAGGAACUGACCUAUCUUAGUGCUGCUCAAAGGAACCUAUACCGGGAGGUGAUGCUGGAGAAUUACAGGAACCUGGUCUCCUUAGGGUACAAGUUCUCUAAACCCGACAUUAUCUCACAGCUGGAGGAGGAGGAGUCACGUGUGAGGGAGGAAGGCAGCGGCUCAGAGAUGCAUCAAGAUGGGGAGGAAAGACCUAAAACCAAAGAUCUAACUCCAGAGCAAAGCCUGCCCGCGGAAAAGCCCUCCUUGGGGGUGGGAAUGGAGGAUUUGGAGGUGGGUAACCUCUGCAGCAUCCGCGAGGGGGCGUCUUCUCCUGAUGACCCAUCAGACUUGUGCCAGGUCCACCAGGAGAAACUUUCAAGUCCUGUAAUGACGAGCGAGCCCCAGACCCUCACUCAGGAAAGAGGCCGUGAUGGUGGCGGUUUUGAAAGAAGCUCAGAUCUCACUAAACAGUCAGAAGUUCCUCCAGCACAGGACUCCCCGGACUGUGCAGCUCCUGGAAUCUACACCAGCACCCAGACCGUGGCUGAUGAGCCUUUGCUCCAAAAGAACAGAGACAACAGAUGCAGAUUUUGCAAACGAACUUUUAUCACCCAGAGAGGUCGUGAGAGACAUGAGCAGUUGCAUUCUGGGAAGAAACCCUUUGAAUGUAAACAGUAUGGAGAAGGCUUCAACCUCAUGCCGCCCCUCACCAGACGUCAGAAGAGUCAUUCCGGUGAGAAGUCCCGUGGACGCAGUGAAGGUGAGAAGUCUUUCAACCGGCAAACAGACAGCUGUGGCCGUGUGAGAAUUCAGGGUCAGAAAGACUACUUGGAGUGUUUCCAGUGUGGCAGAGCCUUUAUCCAGGAUACACAUCUUUUCCAACAUCUCAGAGCCCACGAGGCAGCCAAAGCCCUUCCUCCUGAGGUGCCCCGGGCUAAGACGUAUUUAAUUCGCUAUCAGCGGAAACAUGGCUAUGUUGGAGAGAGGGCCUGUCAGUGUUGUGACUGUGGCAGAGCCUUCAGCAAGAGUUCAUAUCUCAUUCAACACUAUCGAAUUCACGCUCAAGAGAGGCCUUACCAGUGUAAGCUGUGCGGGAAGUGUUUCAGCCGACCCUCCUACCUCACUCAACAUUAUCAGCUCCAUUCUCUAGAGAAAGCCAACGGGUGCAAUUCCCACUGA